Molecule: messenger RNA, 4356 nt
Organism: Symbiodinium sp. CCMP2592
Lineage: Eukaryota; Dinophyceae; Suessiales; Symbiodiniaceae
Source: the annotation of a GenBank genome assembly
AUGUCCUUAGUUGAUAGCGAGGCCUCAUUCAAGGCGCGUUGCCUUGAGGUCUGCGGAAGCUCAGAACUUUACGAUCUGCUGGUCGAUGCAGGGGUCAAGACACAUUCGAUCCUCGCUUUCAGCUGCGGAACUCCGAGGGCCCAGCCGACAGACGUAGAGUUCGCCUCCUUCGCAAACACUGUCGUGAAGGGGCAUGCAAGCAUCGGCCAAGUCAGCGCCCUUAAGAGGCUUCAUUUCGAAUCCUCAACGCUAGUGGUUGCUGCACUUCGAACCAUGGUUGAAGGUGAUGCUGGUGACGCUUCCAAACGUUUACCAGUGGCAGAGAAAGCGGCUCGACUUGCAGAGGCGAAGCGGCGCCUUCCAGGACUUGUAAUAGAGGACGAACUCGAGCCCAGUCAUGCCCUCUUGGAUGUGAUCGCACACAUGGGUGAAGCAAACUCAGUCGUCUGGGUUCCGCCGUCGAAGUGUACCAAGAGGGAUGCCGAGCUGAAACUGGGGUUGAGGGAUAACCAAAAAUUCCUCACAGUCCAGGAACACGGUGUGACACUUGCUCCGGCCCCAGACAAGCUUGUCGCUGAUCAUGCAACCCCUCUAGAAGUACAAUGGUGCCUUCAACGCAGAGGGAUUGCAUUCUUCAUGUGCGGUUUCAUGAGCUAUGAAACUCAUGAUCGGUGGGUUUCGACUCUCCUGCGAGCACUGUCAUCGGAUGUCCCACCAGGGUACGCUCCUAUCUCGAUCCAGCAGAUGUUGCGUGCUGACUCUGAGAUGUUUCUGUUGCUCGCAAAAGAAGUGAACCGAGUGAAGCCUACUAGCACUGGAGUCAUGGAGAUGGAUGAAAAGAUGAAGCUGUUCAGGCACGAUCCCAGGAUCACAUCGUAUCUGCAACCGUUGCAGAAAGCAACCGCCAGUGUCGCACCGCCUCCUCAGCCGCCCCUUGAAUCAGCUGCAGGUGCAUCGGCAGGCGCUUCUAAGCGGCAGAAGAGGCGUGACGAGAGGCUGAAAGCCCCUGUAAGGGUCGACAACCUCCCUGAGGAGUUGAAGUCGUGUCCCCACCAUACGGAUGCAGCCGGCCGUCGUUAUUGCUGGUCUUUCAACUUGGCCAAGGGCUGUAAUGCAGAGUGCAAAGGGAACCCUCCGACCUGUAAUCGAGGGGUUCAUGGUUGCAUGACCUGCAGGCGCCUGGGUCACGGUACUUCCAGUUGCUGGUUCGCACAGGGGGGCACAAAAGGCAAAGGUCGAGAAAAUGCAAGUGCCGAAUUCGAAGCUGAUUUCCGAAAUCGUCAGUCCUGCCCUCCUGGCGGACCCAGUAUCACCGAUUCUCUCCUUUCCAAAUCCGAUGCCAGUCACGACGUGAAUACUCCUUCUCGUGGCACAGUUGAUUCAAAGAUGAACUUUACAUUCUUGCAUAAUGUCUUGAACGAGGCUUGUGCCUGCGGCGAUUCCGCGGGAGAACAGCUCGCUUACGAAUGCUUGACAAAGGGUUCCUGUAACGAAGACCAUCUGCUGAAGCUAUCCCGCCUACUUCCAACUGAAGUGCAGGCGCGGUCCGACCAUAGCACCGUGGAGGAACGAUCCUUCACAACUGGGGCAUAUUGCUAUGGGCCCAUGUCUGGCCUGCGGACCACUGUCAGGUCUUUUCCAGCGGCCUCUUGCCUGCUGGCAAACUUGGCACAGCGUCUGUUUCCGCAGCACACUUUCAGCUCCGUGGGACUGUUUCUCAAUGUCAAAACCCGCCGUCAUAAAGACUCCAGAAACAUGCCAGGAUCUUUGAACGGCGUUGCCCCCCUUUGCAUGUUCAAAGGAGGUGGCAUCAGGGUACACUCGAACGGCAAGUCCUCUGACCUGCCAGUGUCGGAUGGGCCAGUUCUCUUCGAUGCCUUCGAAGAGCAUGAAACCCUUGACUGGAUGGACGGUCCUAGACUUGUGCUGGUUGCUUUCACGGUGUCUCGCUUGCCCAACUUGAGUGAGCCCGAUAUUGAACUUUUGAGACAGUUAGGUUUCAAGUUGCCCAAGCUUCAGCCCGCUAACUAUGCCAAAGCUCUGCCUCACAUGUCCCACACUACAUCGGCCGACCACGCUACACCAUCCGGCAUUGUGCUUGAUGUGUUCGCGGGCGAUGCAGGCUUCAGCAAAGCUGCUCAGAAAGACGACGAACGACAGAUUCUGCUGGACUUGAUCUCCGAGCAUGCAAGCAGCUUGAUCGUAGUCCAGUUCACGAUACCUCUGCUGGGAGCCUUCUUUUCUGCCGAACGCGGUUCUCCCGAGUUCGCCGACUUGCCAUUGGACUACGUUCGACCAAUGCAUGCAUGGUGGUUCGCAGGACCAUCGUCAUUUCUCACAGCCGCCCACAGCUUCGACGUGGCCCUCGCUGCUGCCCGACCUCUAGUGAGCGAGUUUCGCUCAUAUGAUGCUUGGGCGGUGCCUUUGCAUGCCGAAGUCGGCAAUCUCCUCAGAUUGCACUGCUCCUGGACGUGGGCCACGAAUCAUGUUCCUACCACGUCGCAGUCAGGGAAUGAGAUCAUGAUGGACGUGUGCGGUACUUGCGUGCCUUAUAACUUGAGAAGGGAUGACUGCAUCGAGGUCAUUUGGCUAGGGAUACCUCGCGAGCCUGACGACUUCCUGGCCAAGGCCGUUCUAGCAGGCCACCCUAAAGCUUUGCUGGACUCCGAGCCUGAUCCGCACAUGCUUUUGAUCAUCGAUAACCUUCUGGAUGGGCAAGUUGCGAAUCCGCUCAAAGGCAAAGGCGAACUUCGUCGGUGGUCCGACCUCAAAAGUCAACUUCAUCAGCAGCAGGAGACAGAGAGAGAGAAAUGGGACCCUCACGUCAGGGAAGUCCUGGGAGAUAAGGCGACCGUUCUUCUUGACACACUGCUGCAGGAGUUGGAUUUCCCAGACCGCCGUCUGGUCAAGCACAUGACCCAGGGUUUUAGAUUGUCGGGUUGGGUUUGUAGGACCGGGCUUUUCCCCCUCGACCCUAAGCCUCCAUCCUCGACCAUCGCCGCACAGCUGAAGACUGCAAAGGGCCGCAAUGAAGCCACCAUUGCGAAGCUUGACAAACAGCCUAGCGACGAGGUCUCCGAGAAGGCUUGGUUGGAAACGCUGGAAGAAGCUCAGAAAGGUUGGAUUUUCGAAGAUACCGAUCCGCAGCUUGACAAAGUUCUUGUAGCGCAUCGCUUCGGCCUAAAGCAGGGUCCGAAGACCAGAGUCAUCGACAACUGCAAGUCCUGCUCUUUCAAUCUUACCACUGGUGUCCCGGAGAAAUACCGGCUGCACGGGGUCGAGUUCAUAGCUGCUUUCCUGCUGCUUGCAAUGCGUGAUCCAAGAUCGCACGGGUGCAAGAUCCGUGGACGCACGCUCGACUUGACGGCAGCCUACAAGCAAUACGCUGUCCAUCGAUCCGACCGCGACGUCCUCAGGAUAGGAGUGAAGGACCUGCAGCAGAACCGCACUAGAUUUUACGGAGUCAACGCUCUUCCAUUUGGAGCCACUGGGUCAGUACCUUCCUUCCUUCGAUGCGCUGCAGCCUUUUGGCUGCUCGGUGCCAAGGGGUUAGGUUUAGCCUGGACUAAUUAUUUCGAUGAUUACCCGAUGUUUGCGAAGGACGACUGUGCUGAAUCGGCAGACGAAGUUGCUGCCGAUUUCUUCGAUCUCAUGUCUGUCCUGUACGCCCGCGAAGGAAAGAAAGCUACUGCUUUCACCGAAAUCUUUAAGGCUCUCGGACUCUUGUUCGAUCUCAGCCGGUUCGGCGAGGGGGAGGUCACUAUCGGCCACACUCCUGAACGACGUGAGGAGUUGAAAGCCACGAUAGAAGCCAUCCUAGCCGCCGACUGCCUUUCGCAUAGCGAGGCCGAAAGUCUGAGGGGCAGAUUGCAUUGGUUCACAUCCUUUUUGUUUGGGCGCCGCUCGUCUCAGGCCCUUAACGUGGUUUCCGAUUGGGUGAAUCGAGGAGCCACUCACGGCAGACUCUCUGACGACAUGAAGGAAGCGCUCACUUACUUGAAAGAUGUGGCCCUUACAGCCCCGCCUUUAAAGAUUUCUCGUAGUCUCCACAAGACGUUUUACAUUUUCACUGACGGCAGCCUUGAGAACCACACCGCUUGCAUCGGAGGCAUUUUGCACGAUGAUCAAGGCGUACCGCUUGGCUUCUUUUCGAUCGUGCUUGACCGUGCUGCGAUUGAAAGGUUGCACGAACAGUCAGAACAUCCAAUCUAUGAAAUCGAGCUGCUUGGAGUGUGGGCGGCCCUGUCAAUCUGGCAGGAGUGCAUCCAUGAUAGACUGUCUUUCUCUGUUGUGCUUUAUGGGCUUCGCCCUUUCCGCUCGGGUGUUCCCCGCCUCGCGAACGUUCGACAUGGAUAA